Messenger RNA from Lecanosticta acicola, 3126 nucleotides. NCBI's taxonomy places the organism in Eukaryota, Fungi, Ascomycota, Dothideomycetes, Mycosphaerellales, Mycosphaerellaceae. The record is from the annotation of a GenBank genome assembly.
AUGGACCAACCUAAUUUUACCUCCAAGCGCAAGCAUCCUCCGACUUCAGACUCCAGCGACCGCCCGUCAAAGCAGGUCCGCAGACCGAGCCCAGCGCCCAUGGACAAUGGCAACAAGUCGCUCGGCAAUGGUGUGACGGCCAGUGCCGCAGACACUCCCAACGGCUAUGGCUCGCCCACGCGUGAAGACGAUGCCUCGGUCAUACACGCUGCUGCCGGCGCGGAUACAGCAGAAUGGCAGGCUACAAUUGAAAAGGUGGUCAAGAACGUCGUCAGCAUCCACUUUUGCCAGACUUGCUCCUUCGACACAGACAGUGCCAUUUCAAGUGAGGCUACGGGUUUUGUGGUGGACUCGGAGCGCGGAUACAUACUCACGAACCGCCAUGUGGUGGGAGCUGGGCCAUUCUGGGGCUAUUGCAUCUUCGACAACCACGAGGAGUGCGAUGUCUACCCCGUCUACCGUGAUCCCGUCCACGACUUUGGUAUCCUUCGAUUCGACACCAAGGCGAUCAAAUACAUGCAGCUGGACUCGUUAGAGCUGAAACCGGAGUGUGCAAAGGUCGGCGCGGAGAUCCGAGUGGUCGGUAACGAUGCAGGAGAGAAGCUGAGCAUCCUGUCCGGUGUCAUCUCGAGAUUGGACCGAAACGCUCCAGAGUACGGCGAGGGAUACAGCGAUUUCAACACAAACUACAUCCAGGCUGCGGCAGCUGCGUCAGGAGGAUCAUCAGGCUCCCCGGUCGUUAACAUCGACGGAUAUGCUGUUGCACUGCAGGCGGGCGGCAGAGCAGACGGAGCGGCAACGGACUACUUUCUCCCGCUUGACCGACCAUUGCGAGCUCUUCAACAUAUAAGAGACGGAAAGCACGUGGACAGAGGCACGAUACAGACCCAGUGGAUACUCAAGGCUUUCGACGAAUGCCGAAGAUUAGGCCUGACGUCGAAUUGGGAGAGCGAGGUACGGAAACAGUUCCCGAAAGAGACGGGUAUGCUUGUGGCGGAGGUUGUGUUGCCAAAAGGGCCUGGAGAUCAAAAGCUCGAGGAGGGAGACGUGCUGCUCAAAGUCAACGACGAGCUGCUCACCCAGUUCGUGCGCUUGGACGACAUCCUGGACAGCAAUGUUGGCGGUAAGGUCAAACUGCUGAUUCAGCGUGGCGGGAACGAUAUCGAAGUAGAGCUGGACGUUGGCGACUUGCACGAGAUCACGCCUGAUCGAUUUGUCUCAGUGGCAGGCGCCGCGUUCCACAACCUCUCUUACCAACAGGCUCGCCUUUACGCCAUUGCACUGAAAGAUGCAGGCGUCUACUGCUGCGAGGCCUCGGGUUCAUUCCGCUUUGAGGGCUCCGAAUACGGCUGGCUCAUCCAAUCCAUUGACCACAAACCUACACCUGAUCUGGAUACUUUCGUCGAAGUCAUGAAGGCCAUCGCAGAUCGGAGUCGCGUAGUCGUCACAUACAAGCACCUUCGCGACAUGCACACACUAAAUACAAGCAUCAUGCUUGUCGAUAGGCAUUGGUCGAAGAGUAUGCGACUUGCAGUACGGAACGACAAGACUGGACUCUGGGACUUCACAGAUCUCGCGGAGCCCAUAGCACCAAAAGAACCGGGGCCUCGGAAAGCAAACUUCAUCAAGAUGGAGGGAGCGCAACAUCCUGGUGCGGUCGAGAUCAUCAAGUCAUUUGUGAGGGUCAGCACAAUGCUGCCCAUGAAGCUUGACGGCUUCCCAAAGGCUCGCAAGAUUGGGUUUGGGCUGGUCAUCGACGCCGAGAAAGGACUGGUGGUAGUUUCGCGUGCGAUCGUCCCAUACGACAUGUGCGACAUCUCCGUGACCAUUGCCGACUCCAUCAUCGUGGAUGGCAAGGUAGUCUUCCUGCAUCCUCUGCAGAAUUAUGCGAUCAUCCAAUACGACCCAAGGUUGGUACAGGCACCCGUUCAGAGUGCCAAGUUGGCUACCAAACCCAUCAAGCAGGGAGAAAACACCAUAUUUUUCGGGUUCAACCAGAAUUUGCGGCCGGUAGUGGCAAAGACGGCCGUGACAGACAUCACCACUGUGGCUAUUCCUGCUAGUGCCGCGACACCACGCUAUCGUGCUGUGAAUCUGGAUGCCAUCACUGUCGACACGUCGCUUAGCGGGCAAUGUGGCAGCGGUGUGCUCAUCUCAGAAGACGGCACAGUCCAGGCUCUGUGGCUGACAUACCUUGGUGAGCGGACUGGCCACAGUGGUAAGGACAUUGAGUAUCACCUCGGCUUCGCCACACCCGCUCUUCUCCCGGUCAUCGACGAGAUCAAGAGCGGCAGGAAGCCCGACCUCCGCAUUCUCAACAUGGAGACGCAGACGGUGCAGAUGAGCCAAUGCCGCAUCAUGGGGGUGAGUGAAGAGUGGAUUGAACGGGUCGAGCGUGACGAUCCAGAACGACACCAACUCUUUAUGGUCCGCAAAGUCGAUGCUGGUAGCGGUAAUGGACUGCAUGAAGGAGACAUUCUCCUCACGCUGAAUGACCGCCUCAUCACCCGCGUCAGCGAUCUGGAUAUCAUGUACAACAAUGAAACCCUCAAAGCUGUCGUUGUCCGGAAACGAGAACAGCUUGAGCUCGAAGUACCCACCGUGCCAACAGAAGAGCUGGAAACAGACCACAUCAUUGUCUUCUGCGGAGCCGUCUUACAUCGCCCUCACCACGCAGUACGCCAGCAGAUCAGCAAAGUGCACUCCGACAUAUACGUGUCAGCACGCUUCCGCGGCUCUCCGUCAUACGCCUACGGCCUCGCUCCUACCAACUUCAUCAUGGCAGUCAACAGGACACCCACCCCUGACCUCCAAUCCUUCCUGACGGAAGUCAACAAGAUCCCCAACAACACCUACUUCCGCCUCAAAGUCAUGACCUUUGACAACGUGCCUUGGGUUGCGACGAUGAAGAAGAACGAACAUUACUUCCCGACCAUUGAAUUUGUCAAAGACGACACUCAGCGGGAAGGAUGGAAGCGAAUUCUCUUCGAGGGGGGGAAGAAGAUUGUCGGGGAAGGAGAGAUGAUUCCGGAGAUUUUGGAUGAGGGCUUCGGAGGUGGAGGCGCCAUGGAAGAUGGAGACGGCGCUAUUGAUGGCAGCGCGAAUCUGGAUGACGCCCGGUUGUGA